Messenger RNA from Drosophila virilis, 1640 nucleotides. RefSeq names its product Ubiquitin-5E (gene Ubi-p5E). NCBI's taxonomy places the organism in Eukaryota, Metazoa, Arthropoda, Insecta, Diptera, Drosophilidae. Gene Ontology annotation, molecular function: ubiquitin protein ligase binding; protein tag activity; RNA binding. Gene Ontology annotation, cellular component: cytoplasm; nucleus. The record is from RefSeq and is a predicted model, not a curated record. Gene Ontology annotation, biological process: protein ubiquitination; modification-dependent protein catabolic process.
UUUCAGUGUUCAGCCAAAGCAGACGUGUCUAAGUGCAUUUAGUGCAACAACAAAGUGAAAGAAAAAAAAUCAAUUUAAAACUUAAUUAAAAUAAUAGUGAAUUUGAUAAUAUAAAAAGGAACAGGAAAUAUGCAGAUCUUCGUCAAGACCUUGACUGGCAAGACCAUCACCUUGGAGGUGGAGCCAUCCGAUACCAUUGAGAAUGUUAAGGCCAAGAUCCAGGACAAGGAGGGUAUUCCCCCAGAUCAGCAGCGUUUGAUCUUCGCCGGAAAGCAGCUGGAGGAUGGACGUACUUUGUCCGACUACAACAUCCAGAAGGAGUCCACUUUGCACUUGGUGCUCCGUCUGCGUGGUGGCAUGCAGAUCUUCGUCAAGACCUUGACUGGCAAGACCAUCACCUUGGAGGUGGAGCCAUCCGAUACCAUUGAGAAUGUUAAGGCCAAGAUCCAGGACAAGGAGGGCAUUCCCCCAGAUCAGCAGCGUUUGAUCUUCGCUGGCAAGCAGUUGGAGGAUGGACGCACCUUGUCCGACUACAACAUCCAGAAGGAGUCGACCCUUCAUCUGGUUCUCCGUCUGCGUGGUGGCAUGCAGAUCUUCGUCAAGACCUUGACUGGCAAGACUAUCACCUUGGAGGUGGAGCCAUCCGAUACCAUUGAGAAUGUUAAGGCCAAGAUCCAGGACAAGGAGGGUAUUCCCCCAGAUCAGCAGCGUUUGAUCUUCGCUGGCAAGCAGUUGGAGGAUGGACGCACCUUGUCCGACUACAACAUCCAGAAGGAGUCGACCCUUCAUCUGGUUCUCCGUCUGCGUGGUGGCAUGCAGAUCUUCGUCAAGACCUUGACUGGCAAGACCAUCACCUUGGAGGUGGAGCCAUCCGAUACCAUUGAGAAUGUUAAGGCCAAGAUCCAGGACAAGGAGGGUAUUCCCCCAGAUCAGCAGCGUUUGAUCUUCGCCGGCAAGCAGCUGGAGGAUGGACGUACUUUGUCCGACUACAACAUCCAGAAGGAGUCCACUUUGCACUUGGUGCUCCGUCUGCGUGGUGGCAUGCAGAUCUUCGUCAAGACCUUGACUGGCAAGACCAUCACCUUGGAGGUGGAGCCAUCCGAUACCAUUGAGAAUGUUAAGGCCAAGAUCCAGGACAAGGAGGGCAUUCCCCCAGAUCAGCAGCGUUUGAUCUUCGCCGGCAAGCAGCUGGAGGAUGGACGUACUUUGUCCGACUACAACAUCCAGAAGGAGUCGACCCUUCAUCUGGUUCUCCGUCUGCGUGGUGGCAUGCAGAUCUUCGUCAAGACCUUGACUGGCAAGACCAUCACCUUGGAGGUGGAGCCAUCCGAUACCAUUGAGAAUGUUAAGGCCAAGAUCCAGGACAAGGAGGGUAUUCCCCCAGAUCAGCAGCGUUUGAUCUUCGCCGGCAAGCAGCUGGAGGAUGGACGUACUUUGUCCGACUACAACAUUCAGAAGGAGUCCACUUUGCACUUGGUUCUGCGUCUGCGUGGCGGUUACUAGAUUUGAACACUAUUAAAAGAAGUCAAUAUAUAAAUCUUUCAAAUAACUAAAUGUACUCAAAUAGACAACAUAAAUGUAUUCCCUGUAGUUCAUGUUAAUUGGCAGUAAAUUAUGGUCAAAAUUCCAAAAUAUUUAAA